GGUACAGAAACAUGGCACCAGAAGGCAACAAAACGGAGGUCAUGAUUUCCUGUCAACCAUAUGUUUCCUGUGUUUUACUGAGAAUAUUCCCUUACUUGAUAGGUGUUGUCAUCAUAUGUGGAAACCUCCUCAUAAUCAUGUCUGUCAUUUAUUUCAAACAGCUUCACACUCCUACUAACUAUCUCAUUCUCUCUCUGGCUGUGUCGGAUUUACUUAUUGGUCUUGUAAUCCUUCCUCUCAGCACUGAAUUCGACAUGAAUUACUGUCUGACCCAUGGAGGUUUGGUGUGUUUAGUGCAACAAUGCUUUAAAGUAACACUGGCCACAGCUUCUAUUCUGAAUUUAAUGUGUAUUUCUAUUGACAGAUACUACGCAGUGUGUAAACCUCUGGUAUAUAAAAUUACAAUCACUUUUAAUGUCGUUGUGUUCAUGAUCUUGUUGAGUUGGAGUUCUUCAUUUCUACUGUCCAUUGGUUUUGUGGUUGCAGAAAUAAACUAUGCAAAAUGUGGAGAAAAAUGUUACAUUGAUGUUUUUAUUGCGAAUGUUUCAGGGCCCAUCUUUACCUUUUACCUUCCUAUGAUCAUAAUGCUGUGUAUAUAUGCAAAGAUCUUCUUUGUAGCGCAGAAACAGGCACGCAGCAUCCAAAACAGAACCUAUCCCAACAGGACUGUCAGAAAGACGGAGGGAAAAGCCACCAAAACUCUGGUUAUAAUUAUGGGUGCCUUUCUAAUCUGUUGUAGUCCUGCCUUUAUAUUUUGGAUGAUUUUGUUUAUUAACAAGGUGUCAUUGUCAGUUGAAGUAAUCGACUUUCUUUCUUGGUUGAUCAUGUCAAAUUCUCUGCUCAACCCUUUCAUUUAUGCUUUCUUUUACAGCUGGUACAGGUCUGCUUUUAAAAUAGUUAUAUCUGGAAAAAUAUCUAUAGGUCAUUUUUCACACAUCAGACUUGAAUAA
Molecule: messenger RNA, 950 nt
Organism: Nerophis lumbriciformis (worm pipefish)
Lineage: Eukaryota; Metazoa; Chordata; Actinopteri; Syngnathiformes; Syngnathidae
Product: trace amine-associated receptor 1-like
Biological process (GO): G protein-coupled receptor signaling pathway
Cellular component (GO): membrane
Molecular function (GO): trace-amine receptor activity
Source: RefSeq, a predicted model, not a curated record